UUCUCCCUUCCCUGGUUUCCGAGCACAUAUAGGUUCCGGAUCCCACCACAAAUUGAAACAACAGCAGCUAGCGAAUACUGACUGCCGCUCGAGCUCUGCCAUGAAAAGUCGCCACUAUUUUCGCCACAAGAAUUUCGCCCGAAAAUCUAGCACUGUGAGGCUGUGCUGCCUGCUGGUGCCGCCGGGCAGGUCAAAGAGUUCCGUUGCCGGUGAAAAUGAAAAUAAUCCAAUCGAAACUGGUGUAGCACACGGCUCUCUUGUCCUCUAGUGACGAGUGGAUGGCAUGUUGGCUGUAGCCUGUAGGUUAGGCUUUUGAUGACAAAUUUGAUAGAAACAUGCCUCAAAGUUCAAACUACUGUUGAGAAGCGAAAUAACCGAGAUUUCCAAGUCCGUUCAAGAGUCUAUUUCCAACUGCUUCGUGCUUUCCCAGGUCCUCCAUUUCACCCCCAUCGCCGUGCACCGGCACCAGCGCGGGCGCGCCUCGCCGCCCCCACCGCCGUAUCAACGCACGAGGAUGCUGCCGCACGCGCCAUCCCGAACCUCGGGGGCCCUCAGGUUCAAACCGCACCUCCCCACCAAGCCGCCGCUCCUCACCUCUUCCUCCACCGCCACCCCCGCCUCUGCCUCCGCCUCCACGCGCGGCCGCCUCUGCGCCGCCGCCGCCGCCGCCGCCACACGCCGGGACCUCCUCGUCCUCGUCCCCUCGCUAGUCGCAGCGUCCACCGUCCUCCAGUCCCUUCCCCUCGCCGCCUCCGCCGCGGCAGGCGAUGACAAGCCGGCCCCACCGACGCCGGCUCAGGCGCAGGCGCCCGCCUCUCCGGCCUCGCCUCCGCCUCCGCCUCCAGCGGACGAGCCUGCUCUGUCGAGGGUAUACGACGCCACGGUCAUUGGGGAGCCCCAGGCCGUCGGGAAGGAAGCGCGGCGGAGGGUGUGGGAGAAGCUGAUUGCGGCCCGGGUGGUGUACCUCGGUGAGUCCGAGCUCGUGCCCGACCGCGACGACAGGGUGCUCGAGCUCGAGAUCGUCAGGAAGCUCGCGGCCGGCUGCGCCGAGGCCGGGAGGAGCAUCUCCCUCGCGCUCGAGGCCUUUCCCUGCGACCUCCAGGAGCAGCUCAAUCGGUUCAUGGAUGGCAGAAUUGAUGGCAAUACCUUAAGGCUUUAUACAUCUCACUGGGCACCAGAGCGAUGGCAGGAGUAUGAACCACUUCUGAAUUACUGCCGUGAUAAUGGAAUAAAGCUUGUUGCAUGUGGGACUCCACUUGAGGUGGUAAGAACUGUGCAAGCAGAAGGAAUUAGAAGCCUUUCAAAAGCUCAAAGAAAGCUUUAUGCUCCUCCAGCUGGCUCAGGCUUCGUUUCUGGCUUUACAUCCAUCUCAGGUCGAUCAUUGAUAGACAAAAUUUCAUCAACUCGUGGUUCCCCUUUUGGCCCAAGCUCAUAUUUAUCAGCACAGGCAAGAGUAGUCGAUGAUUAUACCAUGUCCCAGACAAUAAUGAAAGAAAUUAGUAAUGGAGAUCCUUCAGGAAUGCUCGUUGUUGUAACUGGUGCGAGUCAUGUAAUGUAUGGGCCACGAGGAAUUGGCGUUCCUGCUAGGAUAUCUAAAAAGAUGCAAAAGAAAAAUCAAGUUGUGAUACUUCUUGAUCCUGAGAGGCAAAGUAUAAGGAGAGAAGGUGAAAUCCCUGUAGCUGAUUUCUUAUGGUACUCUGCUGCCAAGCCAUGCAGUCGGAAUUGCUUUGAUCGUGCUGAAAUUGCUAGAGUUAUGAAUGCUGCUGGCAGGAGGCGUGAAGCUUUACCUCAGGAUCUUCAGAAAGGAAUAGAUCUUGGUGUAGUUUCUCCUGAGAUAUUGCAGAACUUCUUUGACCUCGAGAAAUACCCUGUCAUGGCUGAACUGAUUCACCGUUUCCAAGGUUUUCGUGAAAGGUUGCUAGCAGACCCCAAGUUUCUGAAUAGAUUAGCUAUUGAAGAGGCCAUAUCAAUAACUACCACUCUUCUAGCACAAUAUGAAAAACGAAAAGGACGUUUUUUUGAAGAGAUCGACUAUGUUCUCACUGAUACAAUUAGGGGUUCUGUUGUUGACUUCUUUACAGUGUGGCUUCCUGCACCUACAAUUUCACUCUUAUCUUUUGCCGACGAUGGCUCUGGUGAGAGUGUGGAGCUUCUGAAAGGAAUUUUAGGAUCACUGCCAGAUAAUGCAUUUCAAAAGGGUAUUGUUGGGCAGAACUGGAACAUUAACCAGAGGUUUGCAUCGGUGCUUAUGGGUGGUCUAAAACUUGCUGGAGUUGGAUUCAUUUCUAGUAUUGGAGCUGGAGUUGCUUCAGAUGUCUUAUAUGGUGCCCGUCGGAUUCUUAAACCUUCUGCAAAUAUGGAAGUGGGGCGCAAAAGAUCUCCGAUCUGGAAAUCAGCAGCUGUUUAUAGUUGCUUCCUUGGAACAUCAGCAAACCUGCGAUAUCAGGUCAUAGCUGGUCUGAUUGAGCAUCGGCUAGGAGAGAAUCUGAUGGCCUACUAUGACCAGCCACUUAUUGCUAACCUGUUGUCCUUUGUUUCAAGGACAGUUAACUCAUACUGGGGAACACAGAAGAAUUUACAGACUCUUUCUUAUAGCAUAGGACCAAAGACUGUAGAAUAAGCAAUGGAUCGAUCUUGCACGAGUUACAGGCGUGCAAAGAACUAACAAAGAGCUGCCUUCUCCUGAGGUUUCGAGCGCAUCUGAAAUGCCACUGCUAGAAUGUGGCACGGCAGAGGUACAGAAUGCGGACGACAGCAGUAACCAGUCAAAUGACUUGACAUAAGUUAUCGCGCAGUGGCCAUACAAAACACAGAGCAGCUUCCUUCCAUGGCACACCGUAUACUAGACAAACCGUACAUGCAUAUAAAUGGGACUGUCUUCUUAGAGCCAGGCUGUGAAGCUUAGCCAUCGCGUCAUGUGGAGAGACGAAUCUGAAAUCCUGAAGAGUAAAGCUUUUGAAGACUUUCGACUUGUUAUGAUCACAGCCAUUUUUACACACCAUCAUGGGGUGAAUACCGUUUGUACAUUCAUAGAGGAGACGGCCGAAGAAUUCUUUGGAGCACGUACAGCAUUUUACACGUGAAAUUUGUUCAGAAAACAUUACUGGAGAUUGUCACAUGGCAAAAAGGAUCAGGAUCGUUGCUUGUGAAUUGUGAUGCACCUUGUAUGCAAUGCACUUGAAUCCAGAGUGCACGUGUGAUUUUAUUGUCUGAACGAACCGUGCGACGGCCUGAUGUUUCCUGUGGUAUUGCUGUGGUGUGAUCAAACUA
Messenger RNA from Zea mays, 3270 nucleotides. RefSeq names its product Protein RETICULATA-RELATED 6 chloroplastic. The record is from RefSeq and is a predicted model, not a curated record. Bases 515 to 2620 code for a protein of 701 amino acids. The transcript has 8 exons. Lineage: Eukaryota; Viridiplantae; Streptophyta; Magnoliopsida; Poales; Poaceae.